Messenger RNA from Rattus rattus (black rat), 1465 nucleotides. RefSeq names its product SLX4 interacting protein (gene Slx4ip). The transcript is spliced from 8 exons. The coding region runs from base 141 to 1382 and encodes 413 amino acids. Lineage: Eukaryota; Metazoa; Chordata; Mammalia; Rodentia; Muridae. The record is from RefSeq and is a predicted model, not a curated record.
GGGCCGACGUGUAUUCUGUCUGUGCAAACUACCAAAACUGAAAAGGUUUAAAAACACAUCACAGCGCCAAGAAGGCGACAGAGCUUGCGGCUCUCUGCUCUCUCAAAAGGUUCCGUACCUCAUGUGGAAAUCAGUAAACCAUGGCAUCUAAGAAAUUUGUCAUCAAAUGCGGGAACUUCGCAGUCCUGGUGGAUCUUCAUGUAUUGCCACAAGGUUCAAACAAAGAUUCCAGUUGGUUUUCUGAACAGAAGAAAGAGGAAGUUUGUUUGCUGUUAAAAGAAACCAUUGAUUCCAGAGUUAAGGAGUACGUGGGCAUUUAUAAGCAGCACAGGCCAUCAACUGCAGAAUUCUCAAGAUCCAGUCCCUUGUCCUUAAAAGGCUAUGGCUUUCAGAUCACAGCUUAUUUCAUCAGGAGAGGGAUACACCUUCGCUGUAUCCAGAGCUCCCGGAAUACAGAACUUCGUAUAUUUCCUGAGAGCUUUGUGGUGUGUGUUAGUCAGCUUGCAUUUGGUCAUGAUACUUGGGCAAACCAGAAUGAAAAGUCGACACAAAGAGCCCUCCAUGGAGCGUCUGAUUACUUUGCCCAGUGUGCGGAGAGCUCACCUCCUCCUGGCAUAAAGCUCAAGAGGAACACUCUGAAGGAAAUUGUGAGAAGAGCUGAAUCAAAAGGCACUGAUGUGAGCAAACCACAGAGCAGCAGGGACCUUGUGGGAAAGUCUAGUGACUCAGUAAUUACCGUGGUACCACGGAGGAGGGAUGCCUCAGCCAUUCUCCCGUCAGAAUCUGUGGGUCAAGCACAAGAUGACAUAAGAGCAGCCAAGAGCCACCAGGAGCUUCCUGUUCAAAAGCUGGAAAAUGUCUCUCAGGCUCAGCCAGGAGACACUCGCAGCCAGCAGCAACUUCAUCCUGGGGAGUGGUUAAAGACAGGGCUUCUAAGCAGGAGCCCUGUGUAUAACUAUGAGUCAGCAUCGCCAGGUCCAAAGCAAAGUCCACGAGCAGCCAAGACACAGCAGAAACGCAGGAAUUGUGGCUCUGUGGAAGACUCUGACCACCGCAGGAGAGUUUCUCUUGGAAAUGAAGGAUUAGUCCCGGAGGACUCAGUGGUGGAAACGAGCACAGCUGUCAGGGUUUUGCCAGCCUUGGAGUUGUCAGAUCCCGGGUUGCUUUUGAAACAAGAUUUGGCAAAAGCCACAGCUAAAGAAGAGCUGCAUGCUUUGGAAAACCUCUCCUCCAGACAUCUUAUGACAGACAACCCAGGGCAGGCGCGGCCAACUGGCUCAGCCGCAGUCACUGAAAGAUUAGCUCCAGUUCAGGGCGGCCCCAGCAAGAAAAGAAAGAAACUGCAAAGUUCCAGCAGAGGAUGUAGUGGCAAGAGAAGCUGAGUAUACAGUACCUGGGGUUUGGAAGGAAUUAGGGUGAUUACUUUAAAUAAACAAAUAGUUAGGAGCUGGAGUUAUGUCUCAGC